Adineta steineri is the source of this 546-nucleotide messenger RNA. The record is from the annotation of a GenBank genome assembly. NCBI's taxonomy places the organism in Eukaryota, Metazoa, Rotifera, Eurotatoria, Adinetida, Adinetidae.
AUGGGUUGCAGUCAGGCUAAAAUUGAGCCAGAAGCAUUAACACCUGACGAUGCAAGAAUCAUUAGAGAAACAUGGAAAAUGGUAGGCAGAGAAGCUUAUGGUGAAUACGGCCAACGGCUCAUGCUGAGGAUUUUCCAAAAAUGUCCAGAUAUAAAAGCACUAUGGCAAAAUCCCCAUGUAAUGAAUAAUACAAAUGCAGCAACCACAACUGCUGGUGGUGAUGAUGCUGAUGCUCCUAAUACAGCGAAUCGUUGGAAAAUGGAUCUACGUAAUCAUGGUUCAAAAUUUUUUAAUUCCCUAGACGAUCUAAUUAGUGUUGUUGACAAACCUGAAGAAUUAUUUAAAAUGUUACAUGAUAUUGGUAUUCGACAUAAAGGUUAUGAAGUUAAAACAGAACAUAUUCAAGCUAUUGUAGAUGGUCUUAAUCAUACAAUGGAAUUUGGUUUAAAAGACAAAUGGACAGAUAAUCGACAAAAAUCUUUUGGACGACUGAUUAAUAUAAUUGUCUCACGCACAAAUCGAGCAUUAACUGGUAACGAAAAAUAA